Molecule: messenger RNA, 1857 nt
Organism: Arvicola amphibius (Eurasian water vole)
Lineage: Eukaryota; Metazoa; Chordata; Mammalia; Rodentia; Cricetidae
Gene: Arhgef4
Product: Rho guanine nucleotide exchange factor 4
Exons: 10
Coding region: 287-1741 (484 amino acids)
Biological process (GO): intracellular signal transduction
Molecular function (GO): guanyl-nucleotide exchange factor activity; protein binding
Source: RefSeq, a predicted model, not a curated record
GGAGCCCGGAGGUAGGCCGGGCGUGAUGGCCAGGCCCCCGCAGCCCCGGCGUGGCCCUGCGACGCCUGGCGGUGCCCUCCGCGCCCUGCUGCGCUGCAACCUGCCCCCGGGCGCCCAGCGCGUGGUGGUCUCGGCUGUGCUGGCGCUGCUGGUCCUCAUCAACGCCGUGCUGAUAUUCCUGCUGGCCUUUCGCUGAGCUGCACGCGCCCAGCACCGCGGGGGACCGCGCAGGCUCAUUAGUGAUGGCAGUGUGGUAUGUGCUGAAGCCCUUUGGGACCAUGUUACCAUGGAUGAUCAGGAACUGGGCUUCAAAGCCGGCGAUGUCAUCGAAGUGAUGGAUGCCACCAACAGAGAAUGGUGGUGGGGACGUGUCGCAGAUGGCGAGGGGUGGUUCCCUGCCAGCUUUGUACGGUUGCGGGUGAACCAGGAUGAGCCCGCGGAUGACUACGAGGCCCCGCGGGCCGGGGCUGGAGAGACAGAUGACAACGUCCCAGAGGCCCAGAGCUGCAAGGACCAGAUGCGCACCAAUGUCAUCAAUGAGAUCCUCAGCACGGAACGGGACUAUAUCAAGCACCUUCGGGACAUCUGCGAGGGCUAUGUCCGCCAGUGCCGAAAGCGGGAGGACAUGUUCAGUGAAGAGCAGCUGCGCACCAUCUUCGGGAACAUUGAGGACAUCUACCGCUGCCAGAAAGCCUUCGUGAAGGCUCUGGAGCAGAAGUUCAACACAGAGCGGCCACACCUGAGUGAGCUGGGUGCCUGCUUUCUGGAACACCAAGCAGACUUCCAGAUCUAUUCUGAGUACUGCAACAACCACCCCAACGCCUGUGUGGAGCUCUCCCGGCUCACCAAGCUCAGCAAGUAUGUGUACUUCUUCGAGGCCUGCCGGCUGCUGCAAAGAAUGAUUGACAUCUCCCUGGAUGGCUUUCUACUGACCCCUGUGCAGAAGAUCUGCAAGUAUCCCCUCCAGUUGGCGGAGCUGCUCAAGUACACACACCCCCAGCACAGGGACUUUAAGAACGUGGAAGCUGCCUUGCAUGCUAUGAAGAAUGUGGCCCAGCUCAUCAAUGAACGGAAACGGAGACUUGAAAACAUCGACAAGAUUGCUCAGUGGCAGAGCUCCAUAGAGGACUGGGAGGGGGAAGAUCUCCUGGUCAGGAGCUCAGAACUCAUCUACUCGGGGGAGCUGACCCGUGUAACACAGCCUCAAGCCAAGAGUCAGCAGAGAAUGUUUUUUCUCUUUGACCGUCAGCUCAUCUACUGUAAAAAGGACCUGCUCCGCCGGGACGCGUUGUACUACAAGGGCCGGCUGGACAUGGAUGGCCUGGAGGUGGUGGAUGUGGAAGACGGGAAGGACCGUGACCUCCAUGUGAGCGUCAAGAAUGCCUUCCGUCUGUACUGUGGUGCCACGGGCGACAGCCACUUACUGUGUGCCAGGAAACCAGAACAGAAGCAGCGCUGGUUGAAGGCCUUUGCCAGGGAGAGGGAGCAGGUGCGGCUGGACCAGGAGACAGGUUUCUCCAUCACUGAGCUGCAGAGGAAGCAGGCCAUGCUGAACGCCAGCAAGCAGCAGGCCACAGGGAAGCCGAAAGCUAUCGGCAGACCAGGCUACCUGACCCGCCACAAGCAUCCAUCCUUGCCUGCCAGCCGGACCCAGCAACAGGUGUUGGUGCUAGCAGAGCCCAGGCGGAAGCCAUCUCACUUCUGGCACAGCCUCAGCCGACUGGCACCUUUCCGGAAGUGAGCCAGCACCUAUCGGACAAUCUGACAGCACUUGGUGGAGCCAGCCUUCCCUCGAGGCCUACUCCAUCACGCCCUCUGCCUGGUUUGCAAAGAGGAAGUGAACGGGUAAAGCAGCAG